Schistosoma turkestanicum is the source of this 2139-nucleotide messenger RNA. The record is from the annotation of a GenBank genome assembly. Lineage: Eukaryota; Metazoa; Platyhelminthes; Trematoda; Strigeidida; Schistosomatidae.
AUGGAUGAUUUUGUCCUCAAUAUUCUGGAAGCUGAUGAUCAAAGCAAAAUUAAUCGAAAGGACAAAUCCAGUAAACAAACGCUGAACACGAGUUCGUUACAAUGUGCUUCUCCGAAUACUUCAUCCAAUAAUGCAUCCGUUAUUCAGAAAAAAGGAGGGCUUAAAAAAGUUGAUAAAAAGAUUAUGCCGGAGAAAAAUUCUCUGCAGUUUGGUAUACAGAAAAAGAUGACUGAGACGCAUAUGCUUAGUAAAAUGAUGAGCCAACCUGUUAAACCCAAGAUUGAACCAGUUUUUUCGUUGGAACACUGGAAAGAUUUGUGUCAGUCGUUGAAUAUCUUCCCACAUCUAAUUACGUGCUUGACUAACCGUUUCAAAAUGGAUUAUCUAACCGCUAUUCAGGAAGCUGCACUGCCUCCUCUAGUUGAUGGGAGAGAUAUUUUGUUACGUGCUCAAACAGGAUCUGGAAAAACGCUAGCAUAUGCAGUCCCACUGUUUAACCGACUAAUUAACCUCGAUCCUCCUGUUGAACGAAAAGAUGGACCCUUAGGGAUAAUUAUUCUUCCUUCAAGAGAAUUAGCAACACAAACAUUUGAUGUUUUCAAAAUUCUGUCACAAGCUUGUGUACGCAUUGUCCCAGGAUUGUUGGUUGGAGGGAUGAAACGGAAAUCUCAGAAAGCAAGUCUGAGAAAGGGUAUUAAUAUUCUAAUUGGUACACCAAAGCGCAUUCUUGAUCAUAUGGGACAUACUUCCACACUUGACCUUCGGAGAAUACAAUGGUUAGUAAUAGAUGAAGCCGAUCGUUUGUUAGAAAUGGGAUUUGAAAAAGAUGUUAGACAAAUUGUCGAAGGAUUAAUGCAACAGUUCAAUGUUUUUUCAAUGGAGAAAAAAUCCAUAGCAAAAAUUCAAACUGUUCUCUUAUCGGCAACAUUAUCUCCGGGAGUCGAAGCUCUUGCUGGUAUGACUUUAAAGAAUCCUGUCCGUUGCGUGGUUGGCGAAAAUGAAACGAAAACUUCGAAUACUCAACUUUCUAUGACAAGUGCUUCUGAAUUGGAGUCGAAUUCACAAGUAAAUAAUGUUGCUGAAUUCGCUCUUCCUACAGGGUUGAAACAUUUUGUAUUAGCUGUUCCAUUGAAAUUAAGACUUGUUGCAUUAGCAGCUUUCUUAUUACUAAAAUGUAAGUAUCAUGAAAAUGGUGGCAAGCUAAUCGUAUUUAUGGCAACUCAGGAUUGUGUGGACUUUCACUAUCAUUUAUUCCAGUCUGUAUUAUGCGAUGAAUCUGAAGAGUUGAUUAGUAAUAUACCCGUAAUGAAUCUAUCGAUUUAUCGGCUUCACGGAAGCAUGGAACAUAAAGAGCGUGAAUCAGCUUUCAAUGGCUUUUCUUCAAGUCAAGCUGGUGUUCUAAUCACCACAGACGUUGCAAGUCGAGGCUUGGAUUUAGCGUCAGUUGCAUGGGUUGUACAAUACCACGUGACGGGGGGUCCUGUCGAUUAUGUACAUCGUGUUGGGCGCACUGCACGAGCUGGAGGUCAUGGUAAAGCAUUGCUUUUUCUAGAACCUGAGGAACUUGAAUUUAUGGAUCUUUUAAAGUCAAAAGUUGGGAUUGAAAUGAAAGAAUUAAGUUUACCUGAUCUACUUCAAACUGUUCUUUUUCAUUUGCAGAAUACUAAACAUCCUGGGAAGCAAAGGCCAAAUGACUGUACAACUGUUGAAGAGGGAACCAGUCAACUAUUUCAUUUAUUUCUCCAAGCUGUAGAUAAUGAUGACACUUUGACGUCACUUUCAGAAUUGGCUUAUUUAUCAUUUCUACGUUCUUAUGCAAGUUUUUCCGGUGACUUACGACAUAUAUUCAAUUUUAAACGUCUUCACCUAGGGCAUGUUGCUAGAGCGUUCUGUUUGCAAAAGAAACCAUCUGACGUUGCUUCUCGUGUUAGAGGUCGUUUUGUUAAGACUGAUAAACAGAAGAAUUCUACAGGAAAGAAACGAAGUCUUGAAAGCUCAAAUGGCGAUGAAGUAGUAUCACGAAAACCAAAGUACUCAUCUGCUUUAUCAUUUGAUAAACCUCAGAAGAAGCAAACUGUUAAUCGCACAAAACCAUCUGAUUUGGCCAAACGUAAUAUGCUUGCAGAAUAUGGUUUAUAA